This is a messenger RNA of Sycon ciliatum, 11454 nucleotides long. RefSeq names its product neurobeachin-like protein 1. Gene Ontology annotation, cellular component: membrane; cytosol. Gene Ontology annotation, biological process: intracellular protein localization. Bases 137 to 9340 code for a protein of 3067 amino acids. NCBI's taxonomy places the organism in Eukaryota, Metazoa, Porifera, Calcarea, Leucosolenida, Sycettidae. The transcript has 67 exons. The record is from RefSeq and is a predicted model, not a curated record. Gene Ontology annotation, molecular function: protein kinase binding.
GUAGGCGUACAUUGGAAAUUGUUUUGUGAGUGCCUGCACCGGUGUUAUUCGACAUAGCUCCUUCCUCGUGGCAUCGCCACGCGCUUUUGCUGACAUGCCCUCCUAGCAUAGCAAUAGUGUUGAAGCGAAUGCAGUAAUGGCCCAGGGGCGAGUGGAGCCAAACCUUUCAGCGUGUGCUGCCGAAGGGCCAGCGGCAUUCGCCAGUGCUGUGUGUUUGGGCUACGCACAUGUCUUUAGUAUCUCCUCGCCGCAUUACAAGACUGCUAGCGACGAUGAACAGGAGAGGCACCUGUCUGAUCUACGGGAACUCUCCUUCAGCCGGUAUCCGUCCACACUGCCAGAAGAGCUGGAGAAGUACUUCAGUGACUUGAACCAGGAGUUUGUCCGCUUUGACUGGCAGAGUGGUGCCGAUGUGGCUCUGCUCGAUCAGCUACUGAUCUUCACUUCCUGUCUCGAGAUCUUGGCACGAUCAACGCACAAUGUCACUGUCCUUGGCAAAACCUCGUUUUGUCAGAACGUCACAUCCGUGGGGUUUGUUGCGCUCGAGCAGCUGACAACAGAGCCAUCGGAGGAACUCUGGCAAGUGAAGCUCGCGGCCAUUGUUCGCAGUUGUGUGUCGUUCUUCCGCUGCACCCUGGACCCGAACUGUCAUUGGUUGUGGAAGCUGAAGAGCAGUGUGCGCAGGUCCAGGGAUGCCACGUCUUGCUCCUUCACGCCGGCUGCAUCGUCCUUCCUGACAGAGGGACUGCGCAAGUUCUGCCCCGGCUGUCCAGGCAUUGGUGCUUCAAGUGUGGCUACUACUGCCACUGACGAUGCAACGGACAAUGCUGAAAACGCUACUGCUACGGGUGGUGGUGAUGGUGGAGAGGAAGAUGAUGGUUUGCCGUCAGCACACCAGUUGGAGUUCUUGACAGUGUUCAUACACUUUCUGGGUGCCGCAUUGUAUGCUUCACAGGAGAAUGCCACUAUCGCCAUCAGCCCGCCGCUGGCUGACACGAUUGCCAGCGUCCUGGCACUGCCCAUCGCCGCCGCACCCCCCAACGCCUCUACGCCAGCAGCGGCGGCAGAGUCCUCAUCGCCGUCGGCAGCCACAAUGGCCGCGGCAACGGUUGCCGUGGCUGCAGUUGCCGUGGUAGCAGCCCCCGCGGCGGCCGCAACGGCUGCGGCCGCAUUCAUAGCAGCUCCGGGGGCGAUGAUGUCGGCGUUUGCAGCAGCCCCUGCAGCCGUUGCAUCGUUGGUUUCAGCCGCGCCAGCCACUUCAGCUGCCGCGGGGGCAGCGGCGGCAGCAGCGGUCGCCAUGGGAACGUCUGGCCAAUCACCAGACGCUAGUGUUUCGCAGCCGUUCCCAGCAGCCGCAGCACCGGUGGUGCCCCCGCCGGCGCCGCCGUCCUUGCAGAGUCGUAGUCUGGAUGUUCAUCUGAUGGCACGGCAAUGCUUUGUCAAGUGUGUUCACGUGAUACAUGCCGCUAGUCCUGACCAGCGUCAAGUUGAUGUCUCUGUCCUACUCAGCUCAUUGCUAGCUGUACUGACUACACGAGCUCUUUCACUUGGCGAAGCCCACCGAAUGCGUCUGCAGACUUCCUUGCUUGAAUGUGUGCCAAACAUCUUGGCCUGCCAAGAUGCAGCAGCACUGCAGGCCAUUUUCUCUAGCGUGGGUUUCUUCAAGGAGCUGUCACUGCUCUUCACGUAUCAGGGCUAUCAGUUGGGUGAGAAGGCAGUGCGUGUGGCAUUCUGUCGCAGUCUGGUGCUGGCAUUGGCUUCGGUCAUGGCCGGUUCACCUGCAGCUAAAGAAGCGUUUGCUGAGAAGUUCGGUUACGACCUGCUAAUGCACCAUCUGAAAUCCACCUGUCCUCCAUGCCGUGCCUUGCUACAGCCGAUUAUUGAAAUGGCAGCGGAGCGGGGUCUAACGGACGUCUCCGGUCCUCUAGUCCUGCGCAACGUUGCACCUGUUGUUCUCUUGCUCAAGUGGAUGCCAGAUUUGCCGGGGAGUCUCCAAGUUUGGUUAUCGGCCGCCAUUUCCGUAUUGUGUCGUUCCAGUCUGCUGAGUCGCAAUGUGGCGUGCACUGGCAGCCUGAUGACAUCACUCCUCACCGUGCUCACCCAGUUUGAGCAUCUGCACACCGACGCCGCAGCUUACAUCCUUGAUCUGGUCGAGUACCUGGGCAUGUAUUCCAUCUCAUCACCACAACUACGACAGCUGAUUGGCCUGUUCCGACCUAUUCAGAACCAACAGCCGCCGUACACGACCCGGUUGAUGCAAGCGCUGGAGGGCAUGGCGCACAAGUCUGGCCUGCAGGGAGCGCUGCACUACUUUGACCUGUGCCAUGCCGAAGCGGGUAUUGACAUGCCGUCGCUGCGAAGAUGGCCGUCGUCCCGGACCUCUCGUUUCUUCUUCACGUUCCACGCCUGGGUCAGCGUGGACAACAUGUGGGAGGCGUGCAACACUAGCCAUCCCACCGCCCUCUCGCAGCCCACCAACCGGCGCAAGCAACUCUACAGUUUCUACAACUCAUCCGACACCGGUUUCGAGGCGUUCUUCAACGUCCGUGGUGUGUUGGUGGUGGCCGUAUGUACCAAGAUGGGCUUCUUCACGGUCGCUGUCGAAGGCAGACCCAUUGUGGAUUCCCAGUGGCACUGCGUGGACAUUGUACACCAGAGUACAAGCCGUCUCUCCUCCAAAGGCCAGCUUACUGUCUACAUCGACGGCAAAGUAUGCAAGACUGCAGAACUCAAAUGUCCCAGCAUCACAGAGAAGUCCUGGUCGUCGUGUCACAUAGGCCGUGGUGGCAAGCAGACCAUUCCGGCGUACCUCCCCAACGUACGCUACACUGCCUCACCCACCUCAUCUCUCACCGGCAUGGAGACUCCGGAAACGCCGACGAACAUGUUCAUGAACGAAACCGAAGCCCCGCUAACAACACAACAACAUGAUGUCAUGGACCCGAAUGACUUGCUGAUGAGCAAUGAGCAGCAUCCGUCUAGUGUGAGUGCUGGCGUACAAGACGCGCACUGGGGUACGCCCACGUCGCUGCACGGACAGCUCGCGUCCGUCUGUGUCUUCAACGAAGCGCUCACCGAAGAAAAAGUGCAGCAGCUGCAUGCUAAAGGACCCAAUUAUCUUCAGUUGUUCCAGAAGGGUGACAGUGACAUCAACCUGUUCUCGCUGUCAACCAAUCUACUCUUCUACUAUCAUGCUAAGGCAUGUCACAUGCACACCGUUGAGGAUCUCAAGCCGUGUCCUGACGCAUCAAAGCUACUCCAUGGAAGGCUGACAGGCCAGGUUUGCGUGACGUGGGACAUCAAGAAGGUGCUGGACUGCGUGGGUGGCAUACAGGUGUUGAUCGUAUUGCUGGAGUUGAAUCAGCUGGAUGUGUUGCCGUACGGUUCAGCUCUGCACUCUGACAUGGCAACCAGUGCAUGUGGAGCGUCGGCAAGGGCAACAGUAGCCACGCCGACGAUGAGCAGCAACAGAAAGCCUGGCGGGCGGAGCUCCGUCAUGUCCAACACCUCCCUGUGCGGCACUGCCGUUGAGGAUGACCCGAUGUUUCAGGCGGCUCAGAGCUUACCAGCUUUACCAGGCGUCGGCAACAGUACAUCAGGUCUGGCCGAGGCAGCCAAUCAGGCGCAAGCAUCCCGAUCUGUCCACGCAACGGGGGCAUCGAUCGCCGAGAUGCUUAUCUCGAGCAGCAACCAGGUGGACUGCGAGGACUCCGUGGAUGAUAUGUUUGAGAUUGUGUCGACGCCAUCCGAGGACGUUCCCGACUCGUUGUUUGAGCUGCAGGCACGCAAGCCCCGUUCAUGGUCGCGUGGAAAUCAGCUGCCACCGUCACAGCAGCAGCAGCAGCAGGAGAGAAGGAAGGGGAAGCUGUGGCGAGCGCCCUACCAGCACAUACUGUUUGAAUCAAGUGAAGUUGUUCAUGGUGACAACGCCGUGUCCAGCUUCCUGGGGCUCCUGCGGUCGGUGUUACGUGACAGCGAACAGAACCAAGACGCCAUGGUCAAGUUUGGCGGAAUGCCAACAGUGGGUGCUCUCAUGAUAAAGGCCAAGCCAGAAGAUAUGGACGUGAGUGUGCUGAUGGCUGUACAGAGUCUAGUGGAGAGUGUACACAAACACAGUAGUCUCCUCUCACAGCUCUAUCAGCAUCUGCUCUUUGACUUCAGACUAUGGAUGAACUCACAGAACCACGUCAGAAUUGGUCACAUCCAGUACUUGACGACUGUGAUCAAGGACAACUGUGAAGUGUGUCGCAAUGACUAUGGAGUGCAGUUCAUGCUCGAUACGGCGCGUGUCUACUUCAGUCCUGCCUCUACAGCCAUGGCACCAGCGUCAGCAAGUGCUAGUGGCUCUCCCAUGUUGCGGGCAUGUCAGCCUACUCCCGAGGAGUCUAAGGCUAUACGCUCCUCUCUGCUUGGCAUUGUGAGGUUCUACGUACAACGGCGUAUUCGGUCCGACGAAGUGCGUGCUAUUAUCUGCUACAUCUCGGCGUGCAGCCUCUCUGAGCAGAUCCUAGAAGUUCUGGACAUGCUGCACGCGUUGUUGACCAAGGCACCGAACAAGGAAAGCCAAGAACACUUGGCUAAUCAGUUUGCAAAGCCCGGUGCGGGGCAGCUGUUACUGACAUUACUGCAGAGAGAUGAAGAAGAAUUGCUCAUUUCAACGUGCAAGGUGUUAUCUCUGCUACUCCGCGAGCCCACGGUUUCAGCAUCUCACAAAGCACAGCUGCUUCUGCAGGAGGCCAGCUUUGUCGCAGUCCUCGACUCACAGCUCGUGUCGGAAGCUUUCUCCAUUGACGUACUCUACGCAUUCCUGGGUCUGAGUCUCAACGGUGAUGAAGUUAUCCAGUAUGGCGAUGUUCUUCUGUCCGUCAUGAGUCUUGUCGCUCUCUCACCGCUGGAGUCACGCCUCAGCAUAGCUAAGCAUGUUUACCAGGUGCUUUCCAAGUCACCGGACAGUGCGUCGGAGAUCACGAAGCAGCCGUGCUGGUUCCGCCCACUGUUCGCUCUGCUCUACACACCCAGGGCUGCGACGAAGAAGAAGAAACCUCCGCGCCACUCUGAAGAUACCGAAGAUGAUGACGAUGCGGAACAGGAGGAGGAGGAAAGCAAGCUUGGUGGUGGUGGUGGUGGUGAAGACGCCACUACUGGUGUUGGGAAGGCUAACAGUGACUUGCAACCUGAUAUUGCCGGUGGAGCAGUACCUGUGCCGACAGAUCUCAGUGAGAUAACAGGUGCAGCUGCCACGUCGUCCAAGUCCCGUGACGGGGACAGCGACGUGCAAGCGACCACAAGCAGUCUGGUGGAAACCGUUGUGCGUCUUCUGCAUAUGCUUUCCGAAUACGGACUACCGCAGUUUCAGGAGAACUCCUGGCUGGAACGUGGACAGUUGUUUGCAGCACUGGAAAAUCUCUGUACGGAGAAGAACAUGCUGGCUAGCCAUGUCUUGCUGAAACGACGGCUACUUCAGCUAGCUCUACAGUGCAUGGUGCAGGAAGUCAACAAGAGUGGCCUGAGCAAUGCGGUGCGCAUGGAGAGUGCUCGUCAGUUGCUAGAGUUACUGGAGACGCUGCUGUUUGACGCGCGCACUGAGUCUGCUCCCAUCAUGCCGCAAGAGUUCGAGACUGAGCAGCUGUUGACAGUUGAUAUUCUGGACAACUCCCAUCGCCUGGCGGACGUGUUCUGUGUGUGGGAAUCCGGAGCGACAGGCAGCGCUAUACAAAUACGCCGCAUUGUACUCCGACUGCUACUGGCCUACGCAGUACAGGUGCAGCAAGACCUUUGUGCUGCGGCAGUUUCUCGCCUGCAGCCUGUCCUGCGUAACAACGUCUUCCCACCGGAUGUUGUGGGCCAUGUUUUGAAUAAGCUGGACGAAGCAAUGACGACGAGUGUGUCAGAUGGCCGUGAGAAGUUCAACUAUUUCCUGCUGCCCAUUCUCCACGUGGUAAUGCAGCAGCAUGGAGACACACUCCAGAUACGCACAGCGCUGCCUAACCUACCCGACCCGACACGCAGCUCUAACUUUCAGACCGAGUUCCUGGAGUAUCGCACAUCCAGUGCCUGGAAAGACUGGGUACAGAAUGAUUUGAGCACCAUCUCUCAAGCGUACUUGCGCGUGCCGUUCAAGAGCGGUGCGAUGAAGUCCGGAGAGUUCUGGAUGAACUGCUGCAAGCAAUGGCAGCGUAGCGAACUGCUCAUGCAGCAGAUGCAAGCUGAGAGCAGCGAUCUGGUCAAUAAAGCCUGCCAGGAUCCGUUCUACUCGUGUCGUUUGUCUGAACGUGAACGUCAUCGUGUGACCGAAGAGAAGCAGGUCAAUCAACUCUUAUCCACACUACAUCAGUGGCAAGCCACUAAGAGGCUCUUUACUGGAGAGCGUGAUCCCUGGUCCACUGGUAUGUCGGAGAAUGUCUUCUGGAAGCUGGACCGUGCUGAGAAUUUCUCACGCAUGCACAUGAAGCUGGUGCGCGAUUUCACUGGCAACCAGCACACCGAUGCCAGCAUGGCCAGAGAUCAAGCAGAUAUCAUCGCCAGUUCAGGUAACCCCGCUGGUAUGGCUAGCCAACUGAGAGUCAAGAAAGAAGCCCGUGUCCGCAAUCUCCAGGGUGAUCGCCUUGGCGACGAGGAAUGGAGUCUGCUGACGGCUGCCAUGUCAUCCAAGAACACGGAGGGUGAGCAAGUGGACGUGGUUGUGCAGCGUGAGCAGUGCACUAUGAUCACACUGAUGCACACAGUGAUUGGAGAGAUACGCAUCACCAACAAACACAUCUACUUCUUCGACUCGAGACCUCAGACCCAGCGAGACGAGGGAAGCGGUGGCGAUUUCGUCUGGUCGCUGAACCAGCUGCGUGAAAUCCACUUGCGCCGCUACAACUUGAGAAGAUCAGCACUGGAGUUGUUCUUCAUUGACCAGACCAAUCACUUCCUCAACUUUGAGAAUACGAAAGUCCGUGACCAAAUCUACCGGUUCAUCUUCUCCUUGAAGCCGCCCAAUGUCAUCUACAACCAAGCUCGUUCGCCGGCGGAGUUGCUCAGGCAGUCCGGAUUGACCAAGAAAUGGGUGCAUCGUAAGAUAUCCAAUUUUGACUAUCUGAUGCAACUGAACACGAUUGCUGGUCGCACGUACAAUGACCUCAGUCAAUAUCCUGUGUUCCCGUGGAUCUUACAAGACUACACGAGUGAAAAGCUAGACUUGGAGGAUCCGAACACAUUCCGUCCUCUGCACCGUCCCAUGGGUGUAGUCAAUCCAGAACGUAUUGAAGAAGUACAGACCAAGUAUGAAGGUUUUGAAGACCCCUCUGGUGUGAUAGACAAGUUCCACUACGGAACACACUACAGCAAUGCAGCUGGUGUGCUGCACUUUCUGUUGAGGCUGGAGCCCUACACUACGCUGCACAUUCAACUGCAGUCCGGCAAAUUUGACGUGAGUGAUCGCCAGUUCUUCAGCAUUCCGUCGUCAUGGGAUACGCUAAUGAAGAACCCAAACGACGUGAAGGAACUGAUCCCGGAGUUCUACUACUUGCCAGAAUUUCUGAACAACGUCAAUAGUUUUGAUCUGGGUCAUUUGCAGACCGGCAACGCAGUGAACAAUGUGGAAUUACCACCCUGGGCUGAGUCUGCCGAAGAUUUCAUCAGAAAACACCGAGAGGCGUUGGAAAGUGACUACGUAUCCGACCACCUUCACGAGUGGAUCGACCUCAUCUUCGGCUACAAACAGCGGGGCGAGGCAGCCGUCGAUGCACUCAACAUCUUCUUCUAUUGUACAUACGAGGGUGCUGUGGAUCUGGACGCCAUUACGGACGAGCACGAGCGCCGAGUCACCGAGUCCAUGAUCAACAACUUUGGUCAGACGCCGUCACAGCUCUUCCAGGAACCUCACCCCAGUCGGCUUAGCCAUGAAGCUUCCAGCCGAAUCAACACACAACAGGAGGCCAGAGCCAUGGCUGCCAAAAUGCCGUCCAUCUUCACCAACUUCAGAUCCCUCAAGGCCAGCUUUGUAGAGAUCAACGAUGGAAAUGAUCAGGUAAUUCUGUUAGCCAUUCCACCACAGCAAUCGCACUCCUUCAUCCACCAUGGCAUGCCCGAUACGCUGAUCUCAAUCAGUCGCAGCGGUCUACUGGGUCUCCACGGCUGGCUGCCUCACUCCACAAGCAAACAACAGUCGUUUACGUUCAACUUUGAUCCAACUCUCGUCUCGAAGAGUACACGUCAGAGUUUGAGCCAUUCGUUUGCGCCCGGACUGCUCCUGUCGGCCAAUCUGUUCGCCUACUCUCCUGACGGUCGCUUGCUGUUGACGGCUGGUCACUGGGAUAACAGCAUACAUGUGGUGUCUGUUGUGAGGGGUAGACCACGCACCACCACACCUAUCUAUCAUCAUUAUGAUCUAGUGACAUGUCUAUGCGUAGACUCAGCCGGUGUGUAUGUGAUCGCUGGAUCACGCGACACAUCCUGUACCAUCUGGAAGAUUGUCAUGCAGGCCGGCUCAGCAUCUCAUCUGGAAUCGCGACCGACCCAGACUCUGUUUGGCCACGAUGCCGCUGUGACAUCCGUAGCUAUAAGCGUUGAGCUGGACAUUGCACUAAGUGGCUCUCAGGAUGGCACGGUGAUUAUCCACACUAUCAGACAAGGUAUCUACGUCCGUACCCUGGCACCUGGACAGGAACUUGCGUCGCGUUCCUUGUCAACUCCUUGCUAUAGGUCUCAGUCAGGAACACCAUAUGGCGGUGCAAGAACGUCCUCGGACGGUGCGGCAGCUAGCAGCACACGCUCUGACGACGGCCGAUGCUCCUCAAACACAGCUGCCGUGACUUCAUCCGCCUCACCGCUCACACGCGGAAGCUCGAAAAAACCCACGUCUCGGCAAGUCUCGGCGGAUGUGUUCUCGAGUGUUCGCAGCACUGCAGGAAUGUCGAGUAUGUCGGCUGAUACGUUCUCUAUCACCUCCGAUAUGACCAUGGUCUCGUACUUGAACACUUCGCCGUCGGGUAAACGUACCGAGGACUUGGUGGUGUCGCAUCUUCUAGUGGCUGACAAUGGUCACGUGGUGAUGGUGAUGGCGAAUCACACGUCUGGACAGGUGAAACACGAGAUGUUCACGUACACUCUGAACGGCGUGUGUAUAUGCUCGGCUACGCUGGGCAAGAAGCUCGGCGCCAUCGCCUGUUAUGAAGACUUUGUACUGGUAGCCGAGGGCAGUCGUGUACGCAUUCGCAGUUUGACAAGUUUGGCCGUUAUUCACGAGUUGACGACCAAUGCACCGAUCGACUGCCUACACAUCGCGCCGGACGGCACCCAUCUGCUGCUGGGGCUGCGCGAUGGCAAAAUGGUUGUGUACUCGCUGCCUGGCUGAUGAUGAUGAUACAACGGCUGUCUGGAUGCUGCUGGGGAGCGGUUUAGGUGUUGUUUUAGCGUCGAUCACCGCUGCUCCGAGCUGUGUGAUGUUUCCUCGCUGUCAGUCUCUCAGCUGGACUUCUAGUGUUGUUGUCUGUGCCUCCGUACCGGUAUCUAGUUGGUGUUUUCGCCCCACGCUCGCGCGUGAUGUGCGUGCAUGCGUCUGCAACGUUAGCUCUAGUCGUAUCACGUGUGAUCACAGCAUUACUGCGGCGUAGUGUCACCAAUGGCGGGCUCUGCCUUCACGUGCGCGUCCCGCCAGCCUGUGCAGUAGCACGCGCGCCGUCUUCUCUCGUUGGUAAACACGUUAGCUUCGUAGCUGUAGAUCCCCCCGAUAAGUUAACCUAAAUUUUGAUUGUCUCCGGUCGGGAUAUUGUUGCUUCGGGUUGAAUGACGUCACCGACUCAGCAUUGGCAUGUCGGGAAUGCUGUGUGCCUCUGUGGUGAUGUCAUGGUUUCUGGCCGUUCGUGACGUGUCUGAUGUCAUCGAUGAGUAAUUGUUGCCUGGGUAAGCCCAUUGCGCAAUGACGUAAUUCGUACCGUAAACACUCCACACAGCCACCUGGGCAUGGUCGCCUGGUGUGUUGAACAGUACAUUGCUGAUCACAGCGUACUCGCAUGCAUUACUCAUACCUUCCAUAUUUGGCAAUGCGCAAUGGACUCGUUGGCGUCGUGGAACUCUCAUCUGGUUUAGUGCAUGCUGCUGGCGGCUUUACGUAAUCCACAACUUCUCCGCUAUCGGAUCAAUCUGCUUCUCCAUGACAUCGUCAUCCAUGGCUCUUUCCCAUGGUGACAUCAUCGAUGACUCAUCUAUGACUCAUUCUCAGCUUAUAAAGCUUUACGUACUCCACCUCUACCCAAUCGGAUCAAUCUGCUUCUCCAUGACAUCAUCAUCAUCAUCAUCCAUUCCUCUUUUCUGUGGUGACAUCAUCGAUGACUCAUGGGAUGACUCGUUCUCAGCUGAUAUUGAAAUAGAGGAUACCUGAGUGUUAUCUCCCGGUGUCAUCAUAUCGGAUUGAUGGACCUCACCACGCAGUGCUGAUCAAAGAGGACUUUGUUUUCUCGUUUGGUCGAUGUGUGUGUCGUCGUCAUUCCAUCGAGAAAGUUUGAUUGUGCCGCUAUGUGAGUCGCCCGCAUCGUGUGUUUUGACGUGCCGUGUGUUGACUCCACUCGUGCCCAUCAAUGUUUGUUCCUCAAGUGUGUGCCUUGGCACUCUGCUUGGUGUUUUGUUCGGGCUGCUUGGUCAAACAUCCCGCUCUGUCCUCUCCAAUGUGAAUUUUAAGUCUAGAUCUAGAUAAUCAUGUCGAUUAACAUUUAACAUCUCCUCAAUUAUAUGUUUUACUCUCUUAGGUUGACAGUUUGGAUUGUAAAGAUUUCUAUUUCAUUAUCUCCCUCUUUUAUUCUAUCAUGAGUCUGGCAUUCUUGAAACUCACUCUGUGGACCGCCGCCGUGUUGCACGAGAAUGUUGAAAAAAGACUUUUUUUGACCCGGUGUGCUCUAGCAAUCCGCCCCACACACACACAUACACACUCCACUCCCCCCCCCCCCCCCACACACACCAAUGCACAAUACCACACAUGGGCACGUCGGUAGUUAGCUAUCCAAGUGCACACACGCUCAUGAAACACACUCUAUUUUCAAUUUCUUUUAAAAGUACUAAUAGGAGUGCUCCGUCGUCAUGAAUCGCAUCUAGCUUGGUGCCCAUGACAUUUAUUUUUUGAUAUUCCGGCUAUUGUUUGUCUAGUAUCAAGGUCAUCCUUUUUAUACCCUACCACCUCAGUGGACCUAACAUGACUCCCCCUCCCCCUGCUCUUUCCCUACCACCCGCUCUCUCCUACCCCGUGCCCCCCCCCCCCACCCUACCCCUGCCCCUCCCCCUGCUCUGCCCCUACCACCCGCUCCCCUAACUCCCCCCCCCCCCGCUUUUUUACUCCUCCUAUUACUGUAUUGUUGGUACUAGUGGCACUUCAAAGCAUAUUAUUUUCUCCUCUGAUGUCUGUGUACUCGUGUCUCCCUAAGACAUUUCACACAUUGAAGACUGAAACUUAGAAUGGCCGAGAAUGGCCAACGUGAA